GUGUGUAUGUAUGCACAGGUGUCAGCAGCCGUGUGCGUGCAUACGAGCACGCUGCGGCCGCCGCUUGCCAAGUGUUCUUUGCAUUUCGCGCGCAAGAGCUGCAUUUUUACCCCACGUUCGUCACCGCCGAGAAGGGGCAAGACAUCUCAUCGACUUCGUCCCGCCUGGAAUGUCACACCGCACUGUACUCCCGUGUUCGACUUCGCCAUGGCUCGCGUAGUCGUCAAGACUUCGGUCUCGUUUGUGCGCUGCUAGGAGCACGACUGCACCUCCGCUGACCGACAACACCACGGGCUUCUUCCGGUUAAGCCUACCGUGCGAUUUUGACAGCCGACUUCGUGAAUCGUGGCCAGUGAGUGUGUUGGCUUGGCUGUGCGGCGUUUGCGUAAGUGCCAGUUGGUUUUGGAUACCGUGCUUUUGUUUUGGCGUCCUACAAGAGUUCUUUACGGGGGAUAGUGGCCUGACACCACCCGCCGACGCUGAAAGUUUUGACUGCCUUCAUGACCCCGUGAAAAGAAAAAGAAGCAUGGAGGAGGAGCAGGAUGCCGGCGUGGCCCAGCUCUGGGAGGUGUUUGACGCCUGCGACACGGAGCGGACGGGGCGCCUGGACGCCCGGGGCCUGCAGCUGCUGUGCCACAGGCUGCAGCUGGCCAACAGGGCGCCCGCCCUGAUCCACCACCUCUUCGGCCGGCGGCAACGGCAAGAAGGCGGGGAUGGGAGACCCGCCGCCAUGGUGAGCUUCGAGGAGUUCAAGGAAGGCUUCAUAUCGAUCCUCACUGAAGCGGAAGACGAACCACCUGCGAGCGAGCUGGUCACAAGCGAUGUUCCUGGCAACACUGGUGAUGCCGGAGAGAGCCAAGAGGUUUCUGGCUCGAAGAAAGCUUCCAUGCUUGCCAGGAAAGCCUCUUCUUGGACUGGCCACAGGGGGGCCUCUAAGCACCGUCGUGCUAUCUAUCGGGAGGUAUCGCCAAAGUACGUCCUGGGUGAGAAGAAGUACGGCCGAAGAUCGAGACCAGCUUCACAGGCCGAUGUUGACGUGGAGAUCUCUUCGGAUGAGGAUUUCAGCGCUGAUGAGGUCCUCAGCCCAACUACGGCCGAGGGUUCUGGGAACGUGAUGCUGAAAGCUAACCCCAGUGACAUGCAGCCUAAAACAUCGUCGGGUGUGCCCAAAGCGAGCGGAGCCACUUUGCCGACAAAUGUGCUGUCUUACCCGGAGACCAGCUUCGACGACACCAGUCACUUCACGGAAAAGUUUUCCUCGGGCGACUUCAACUCGGCCCUUUCGAAGGACUCUGCGGAAGGCGCGAGGGAAUCGGAAGGGCCGCUGAUGCCUCCUGCGUUGUUCGCGACCGGUUUCGACAUCGCAUCAUCUCCCAUGUUCGGGCAGUCGUUCACCGUGGGUGGCGGAUCAGAGUCGGCCGAGUCGAGCCUCACACUUCUGGAGACGAAUCCAGAGGAAUACCUGCGAGCCACGUGGCGGAAACUGAACGUCGGGAGCGACGGCUAUCUGCACGUUGAUGAGUUGGCAGGUGUUUGUGAGCACAUUGGCAUGGAGAUGGACGAAGAGAUGAUUGGUCAGCUGUUCCACACGCUCGACUCUGACCAAGACGGCAAGAUAAGCUUCCAGGAGUUCCUCCAAGGCAUGUUCCAACAUGGUCGAGCUCCGAGCAGUCGGAGUGUCACGCCGCCACCCCUGGCGUCUCCCCUGCCGCUUGUACCGCCCUCUCCUGUGCCCUGUGCCAAACCUCUGGGCCCAUCGGAACGUAGCACUGCCGGCAAAUCGACUGGCUCCCCGGGUCAUCACCGUCACCACCCUGGCUACCGGCGGAACCGCGGUGCCCAAAAGUUCAAAGACACAGCCACAGCCGACGACGAGAUGUCGGACCAGCCCGUGUCCGGAGCCGUCGUACCAAUCUGGGAGUCUGGCAUCUUUUCCAGCAUAGACCCCGACAACACUGGAUACGCCGAAAGUCAGGCCGUGGUGUCCUUUUGGGAGUCCCUGGGCCUCAGCGGCGGUGCCAGCAUCCUCAAGCAACUGGGCUUCAAUCCGAACCUGAAGGUGAACCUGCAAGACCUGACUGCUCAGCUGGAAGAGGAGAUGGCGUCGGUGAGCGCGGGCAACGCGUCCACGACGUACGCCUUCGCGCUCGCCUCCUACCAGCACGAGCUCACGCACCUCAAGACCAACUUCGAGCAGGCUCGUGAGGAGCGUGACCGGCUGCGAGUGAACGUGGCCGAGGCUAACGCUCGAUCUGCGCUGAUCGCCCAGGAGGUGGACGAGCACCACGCCAAGAUGGAGAAGGCCUCUGAGAACAGGCUGCUGACGCUGGAGAAGCGUCACACCGAGCAGCUUCGCGAGGUGACCGAGGAGCUUCAGCGGGAGCGGGAGACCACCACGCUGCAGCUGACGCGGCUACGACAGCGCAGCGAGGACGAGCUCUCCGCGCUGCGUGCCGAGGAACUCAGGCUGCGCGCGCAAGUGGCCACUCUCGAACAGGAAAAUCACCGCCUCGAGCUGGAAGUGCAGGAAUAUUCUGAACGAUACCGCGAACUCCAUCGCCUGGGCGAGAGCCAGCAGAAGGAACUCGAAAGCGUCGCACAGCUGAAGCAGAAGAUUGCUGACUUGGAAUCGGGCCAGACGUUCCUUAACGACGAGCACUACCAAAAGAUAUUGCAAGAACUCGACGUCAUGCGCAAACAGAAUAAGGAGUUGAAGGACAGCAACGACGAGUUGACGCUGGAACUGGAGACGCUGCGUCAGCAGCUCAACUCCAGCUCGGGCUCGCGCUCCUCGGCGCACGGCAAGCGGCACCGGCGAUCGGGUUCCUGGGUGUCCGACUACUCGCGCCAGGGAGGACUCAAGCGCAGAGGCAGCGAGGCCUCUUCGUCCGAGGAGUCGGAUGACGACAUCCCCAUUGCCGGCAAGAUACGCAAGCGAGCCGGCUUCUCCGUCAGCGCUGGCUCCGAGGGUUUGUGGCACGAACUCACGCUCGCUCACUCUGCUCAUAGCAUCCCAUGCGUCGCGGACGCAUACCAGCUGACCCUAGACGCCGACGAGUUGGGCGAGGCCCAACGCGAACCCCUGGAGCGACUGCGAGCCCGGUUCGAGCAGGCGCUGCGCGACAUCGAAGAGCGCUGGCGCCAGCGGGUCGCCGAUCUCGAAGCCCAACUGUGCGGCCAACCCGAAGUGGACAAGGACUCGAUCGACUGCGCCCAGUCGACCAUCGCCAAGCUGCAGGACGAACUGAGCAUGCGCAACGUGCUCGCCGAGCGUCUGCGCGCCGACGUCACGGCGCUGCAGAACCAGCUCGCCCAGCAGAGGGAGCAGCUGGCCUCGGAGCUCGCCGCCAGGGAACACGAGGUGGCCCUGCUGGGCGAGCAGAAGAGGGCCUCGGAGACUACCGUGCAGACGCUGCAGGCGAAGCUUGACGAAGUGCAGAAGAAGGCGGCGGAAGAGUAUGACAGCAAGCGCGAAGCUUGGAACGCAGAGCGGGAAUCCCUGCUCGCGGGCAUCGAGGCAAAGGCGAAGCAGCUGGAAGAGCUGAAGCGCUCCUUGGCGGAGGCUACGGCGACUUCGAGCGAGACCCUGGGCCGCCUUCAGGGCGACGCCGAGCCUUCCUCGGCUUCCGCGGUCGAGGGCGAGACGCGAAGCCAUCUGCAGGCCAUGUACGAGUCCAAGCUGGCGGAAGUGCGGUGUCAGGUCGAGCAGGACCUCGUACAAAAGGUUCGCACCGACGUGGAGCGCGAGCUGCGCACCAGCCUGGAGCAGAACCUGAGGUUGCAGCCCAGCCGGCGAGACAGCGACCCCCAGGCGCAGCUCAGGAGGCCGCAGGACCUGACCGCCCAGCUGACCGAGGACGUCUGCCAGUUGCUCAGGCAGUGCUUGCGAUGUGGCGCAGGCUCUAACGCCAAUACCGACGGUGACGUCGAGGUCCAAGGAGGUGCUGGCAACCAGGUCGUCAUGGCGGCCGCGGACAGCGCGCCCAGCGACGGCGGUGACCCGGGCGCAAGUCCACACAAAGUGACGUCAGGCGCGUCACUUCAGGAGCAGCUGGCGAGCCUCAUCAGCAAGGCCAUCAGUGCCAUAGAGCGUCACCUGGAGGCGCUGCACCUGCAGGAGCACGAACGGCUGAGAAAGAACUGCGAGGAGCAGCUACAGCGACUCAAGCAAAAACACAUGAUGGAGCGUUUGGAGUGUGAACUCCAGCACAACGAGGAGCUCGAGCGGCUCCGGAAACAGCAGCAGCAGCAGCAGCAGCAGCAGCAGCAGCAGCAGCAGCAGCAGCAGCAAGAGCAUCACCUUCAUCAUCAUCAACACCAGUCCGGCCCAGCUAGCCAGCAGCAGCCGUGCGAGCAGCAGCCUCAGCAGCAGCAGUCGAAUGCAGUCGGCCCGAGUAAGAUCGACACCCUGCUCCGAGACCUGUACGUCGAGAAUGCCCGACUGCUGCGUGCUCUGCAGCGCGCCGAGGACGGCCGGAGGCGCGCUGAGCACAACAGCACGCGUCUGCAGUACAAGUGUCGCGUACUCAGCAAACUCCUCACUGACGUCACCAGAGCUGCGGUGGACGGUGGAAGCUCCAGGGUGGCUUGUGCCUGAGCCUUCAAUACCGACAUGUUUUGAGAGAUGAAGAACUUGCUUCGGUCCAGCAGUAACCAUCACAUUUUGAGGGAAAGGGAAAUACGAACACACAAUAGUUUUCACAUUUGCUGGCAGACUAGUUGGCAUUGCAUAGUUCAGAGUUAUAACGGCGCAAACGUAGAAAGAUACCGAGAAGACACAGGACAGAGUGCUGUGUCUAAUCUGUGUCAGCACACUGCCCUGUGACACAAGGACGAUGGAUGACACAGGACAGACACAGCACUCUGUUCAGUGUCUUCUCGGUUUAUCCUGACGUACGUGCUGAUAUACCUAUGAACUAAACAUAGAAGUGUUCAUUUUCCUUUCCUUUUUCGAUGUUGGUGAUAACUGGCAACAUUGCUGACACCACUAUCACUGAUGGCUGUCAUCGUCCUUCGUCUACGACACAAGAAAGUUGUGUGCAGUGCGCGUGGCUAUUGACAAUGCCAACGGUUAUGCCACAACUCCAGUGUGGAUUGCACAAUCAUCAACGUCAGUUGUCUGCAACACCACCCGGUUAUUCUGCAAUGUGAACUGUAGUUGUCUUCAGCAUUGGCGGUUGUCCGCAACAACUAGGAAGUGUGAGCUACAUUCAACAGUUGUCGACAAUGCCAGUGUUCGUCGGCAGCGUCAGUGGUGCUCCGCAACAUCAUUGUCAUUGACUCCGUGUCAUAAAGAGGGUGUGUGUAUUCAUUUUAUGCAGCGGAUGUAGGCUGUGAGCUAUGUGCCCGUUUGUUUUCUUUUGUUCUUGUUACUUUCUAGUUCUUUUUUUUUUUGCAGCAUAAAAACCUCCGGUGGUGACACUACUGAUGGUUACGGAACAUUUAGUAUCUGAGAGUUACACUGCUACACAUGGUGUGCUUGCCCUUAAUAAGAGUUCUGGUUCUUUUCGACUGAAUCGUGCCUUUCUGGGCGUGUAUCGUUACUUUCGCUGGUGCCUUACUAUUUAAGCUGCCUUUUCGUGCAACUUGAGCAAACCAGGGCGCUUUUUUACGGUGGAAUACCAUCCUCAAGUGAUGUACGGACGUCCUGCCGAUCGCGUCUUCAAGGGUUGAAAAUUGUGGUGGUUGGUUGAACAGGAUUAAGACUACAGCGCAAAUUAAAAAAAAAGCACAAGAAGGUGUUGCUUAUUCUUUCCUAUGCCCGUUUUGUUUACGCUAUAGUUUUAAUCGUAUCUCAGAAUUAGUCUCCAGGAUUACCUUUUACCUUUUGUUGGCGUGACCUGAAACUGACUGUUUUUGUAUGCGAGUGACCCAGAGCACCAUCCUCACUUGGCGUAUAUAUGCUAAUGGAAGCAAAAAGGUUAAGUAGUGACUUUGUUUAAGUGGGCUUUUGAUGUUGAGCCCCAUCAUUUUGCCGGCGUAACUUUUAGUUUCCAUGAUUUGCUACUUGGAAGCUGCCUUACAAUUGCCAUUGAUAUGCUAUCAUCCCAUCUGUUGUUUUCUAAUUCAUUAAAGUCUUUUCAAAAGAAAAAUGUUAUAUAUGAAUAUAUGUAUUAACCCAACUGGAUGAUCUGCUGAAUCGCCUUUGUGUCUUGUAUAUUAAACGUGUUUGCCCGGA
Messenger RNA from Rhipicephalus sanguineus (brown dog tick), 6178 nucleotides. Its product is annotated as blastoderm-specific protein 25D. The transcript is spliced from 23 exons. Bases 527 to 4597 code for a protein of 1356 amino acids. Gene Ontology annotation, molecular function: calcium ion binding. Gene Ontology annotation, cellular component: centrosome. Gene Ontology annotation, biological process: microtubule anchoring at centrosome. Lineage: Eukaryota; Metazoa; Arthropoda; Arachnida; Ixodida; Ixodidae. The record is from RefSeq and is a predicted model, not a curated record.